GGCUGUUUGGGUAUACUUAAAAACGGGCGCAGAGCUUGCACAAGAAUGUGCAGUUUUUAGAGGGGCGGAGACAAGCUUGCCUUGCAUCCAUAGCGUGAAGAGCGGCGGACAGGCUGCCUCACUGUAGGCUGCUGCAGAGAAAAGCCCAAGUUUACAAUAGGAAUAAGAAAGCUUGUCUCUCGGCUCUUCUGGUCCAUUAUGGGUGGAUGUUUUUCGGUCGCAGAAACGAGUCACACAGCCCGGUAGGCAUUUUUUUCGGUGCUGUUGAACUAACCAGGCUCGUCCAUGGUAAGGUCACGGUGGGAUUCGAGCAAGUGACCCGCUUAACAUAGUUAGAAGUGCGGCUAAUUUUGAGAGACGCAACAGUGUUAACCAGGAGGAAAACACCGCAGGGUUGCAUUAAAGGGACGGCAGCCUGAUUUCCCUGCGCGUUAUGUUAAAAAGCGCCUUCUUCCGCGGCUGUUUCCCCGUGGGGUGGAUAAGAAAAGUGGACUGUGGUUUGUUUUCUGCAUCCACUUGAAGCCUGUAUGGAACAAAGUGUGCUAUAUUGAAACAUAGCCUGCGCCGUGCGGUGGAUCCAGGCGUAUAAACAUAUGUCGUAACAUUUCUCGCCAAGAGUCCAGCGUCUCCCGAAAUCAUCAUGAGGACCACCGAGGAGCCAGACGGCUUUGACGGCGAGGCCUCCAACACUUCCAUGAUCUCCGGGGCCAGCAGUCCAUAUCAGCCCACCACCGAGCCAGUCCAUGCGAGGAACGUUUUGGGGGGGAUAAGGUGCGACGUGGAGUACCUCAAGUCAUACUUUGGAAUUUUAAAGAUGGUUGAAGUGGUCCUAUCCCUUAUUGGAUUCAUCUGCAUAGAGACUAUCAUGAUGUGCUCACCCUGUGGAGGGGUCUACUUCUUUGAGUUUGUUAGCUGCAGUGCCUUCGUGGUGACAGGAGUCCUCCUCCUGAUCUUCAUCCUCAACCUGCACACCAAGGUGCCCCACGUCAACUGGAGCCUCACGGACCUGGUUAACACUGCUGCCAGCACCUUCUUCUUCUUCUUGUCGUCUCUUGUGCUGGCCUGCAUCAACCACAACACUGGAGCUGAAAUAGCAGCAGUGGUCUUUGGCUUCCUGGUGACAGGUGUGUAUGGAAUAAACACCUUCCUGGCAGUACGGAGGUGGCGCCUUGGCAAUGGGUGUCCGGGGGCGGCUCUGACCAGUGAGUACAUGCGAGCACGAACGGCAUCUCGCGGAGAAAUGGAGGCAAGACCUGAGCUUGCAUGAGUGCUGGCAGACAAUCAGAAAGACUAUGGGAAAGCCACACUACCGGCAGCUGACUGAGAUGGACUCUGCCUUUAGAACAGUAUUUCAUUCAAGUCUUCAGUGUAUGGGCCAUCUCAAGCUAACCACAUGCUUUUGACUUCUCAUCACAACACCAAGGUGAAGAGCUCGAGUCAGAAUUUAAGGUAUUCUCCGUGAAAAACAUUUCAUCCACAUAUCUUUCUAAAUCAUUGUGAAGGAUGACUUCCACAAAGAGCCCAAAAAAAGGGUGACUUCACUCCAACUGUGCACCUUCUUCUGUUCUGGCGUAGGUGUUGACUUUUUAGAAAUUUUAGUGUUUCACUGUGAAUGAAGUCGAGUAAAAGAAGGUCAGCUUUUGUACAGUCUGCUUGUUUCACGCUGCUUUCUGUGAAGUCUGUGGUAAUAAAUGGGAUUGUGGAUCCAGAAAGGCAUUGUACCAGCAACAUACAGUAACCUGCAGUACAGCAGAAGCACCAUGACUUUACUGUUCUUUCUUAAAUACUGACACCAGCCUUUGGCUUCUACCUGCGAGCAAGGCUGACAUUAGAUAUUAUAGUGUAAAGAUUACACAUGUUGACAUAAGAUUUUGUUUCUCCUUUGUCUUGACUAACUCUACAAAUGCCUUUGUGACCUUUAGCCCAUAUUAAGAUCUUUCCUGCCUGAAAUUACACAGUAACAGGGUCUUUCUUAACUGCAAUACAGACAGUACAAUAAAAGUUGAACAUUCUGAAAUCAGUAAAAGUACUUCUUUGCAACACAAAUGCAUCCAAUGGGUUUGACACAAUUAUGAGACCAAAAAGAAAAUUAUUUAAUACUUCAUUCCAUCUACUUUAUGCCAGGUUGUGUAUAAACUAUCCAAAAAAUAUUCACACUAGAAUUCCAAAAUUUGUAAUUUUGAGGUCUGUGUGAGGUCAACACUGUGAACCAGGAGUAGGUUAUAUAAGGCGAUGUUUGGAAGAUAAUUGGUAUCUUGUUAGUUUUGCACAUAUCCAAGGCCUCAGGUAAUACAAAUGCUGACGGCACAUCAGUGAGAUUCAUUUUGAAACAAACAAACCAGUAGGUGACCUGGUCAAGAUCAAUGUCCUUAGCUUAUACACUGUAUCUCAGGUAUUCACAUACUCCUUUAAAUCUUUGAUUCUUGCAACAGCAACAAAAAAAACAUAUUUCACAUGAAAUCACAGGGUGCCUGACCUGAAUGCUGUAUUUCUUUAUGCCUUCCUAAUUAUUACACGUAGGACUAUCAUAGAGAAUGGAAUUAACUAACACAAUUGAUUAAAAAAUGAAGAGUCACAUGAAGGUCGGGACAGUGGGAUGGAAAUAUGGUACAUUAUUGUCACAGCUUGCACUCUGUUUUAGGUUGAAUCAAAAUGUAUAUGUAUCUACAGAAUAUUAUUACACUUUAUGUAUAAUGAAAUCUCUAUCAUUCCACAUUGCAGCUGUUUUAAAGCUCAUAUAUACAUAUGGAGUGCAAAACAGACUUGGCAUACCUUUAAUGUUUUUCUGUUCGGCCAGUGUACCUGUACAAACAGGUAAAAAUGACAUCAUAUUUGCUUUUUAGGAUGAAGGAAGAAAUGUCAACUUGUGUCUUGUAUUGUUCUAAUGCAUUGAAUCUACACUACAGUUACACAUGUGUAUGUUUUUGGUGUUGUUUGAGAGCUCUUUGUGUAUAUUAGGCUUGGGUGGGUGUGUGCAGGCUCUAAAUCGACUCUAUGGCUCCAUCUCCUGGUCGUCAUCUACAAUGUACUCAUUGUGACGUCAGUGGGCGGACUGUACAGCCAGAAAAUUACAGUAGUGUGUGUACAAGUGGAGGACCAGAAUUGUAUGUGACUGUUGUUUAAAAUUAAAAACUGUAUGACUUCUUAAAUAGCCUAAAAGGUUUCCACAGUACACAAGAGGCUUCAUUAAUCAGACUUUUCUCAUGGUUUUAGUAACUUGUAUUAUGUACAACUGCUAUUUCUCCUGGUUUUGUGACCGAAGUAGUUUUAUGAAUAGACAAUCAUAUUUGUUAUUUGGUCAGUUACAUUGAUGGAUUUGUUUCUGAUUGAUGAAAAAUGUUCACAUAAACAUUUGUACAGCGAACAUUGCGACAUUUUAUUAUGUUAUUUGAUUAUAUAAAAUGACCAUGACCAAUGUAUUUUUCACGAACUAUCAAGCUGCAGCUCUCUGUAUAGCCCACAACUUUAUGCUACAACAUGUUAUGAACUGUUUGUAUUUCUGGGGAAGAGAAGAAAUGCUUUCCACUAGUUUCCAGAUUGUGCUUUAAACAGCGGACAUGAUUAGCCUGACUGUUUGGAUGAGGUUAGGGGUGAGAUGUUUUUCUGUUUUCUUUUAAUUCUGCGUGCUUUGUUAAUGAUUACAACGAGGUCCGUCUUGUUACAGCAUGGAGCCGUACUUAGCUGUAUGCUGUAUUUAUGUAUUUAAAACAAUCAUAAGAGGCUUCACGUUGGUUUAUAGUGACAAUUUAAAUAAAGUGAUUUGGACAUUAUUGAAAAAAA
Micropterus salmoides (largemouth bass) is the source of this 3780-nucleotide messenger RNA. It is a transcript of the gene cmtm4, whose product is annotated as CKLF-like MARVEL transmembrane domain containing 4. The coding region runs from base 641 to 1267 and encodes 208 amino acids. Gene Ontology annotation, cellular component: membrane. The transcript has 4 exons. The record is from RefSeq and is a predicted model, not a curated record. NCBI's taxonomy places the organism in Eukaryota, Metazoa, Chordata, Actinopteri, Centrarchiformes, Centrarchidae.